AUGCCUUACUUCCACAUCAUCGCUCCUCAAAUCCCCGCCGACCGAAAGGAUGAGUUCCUUGCGGCCUGGCCUACCAUGAGCGCCGACAUCAAGGCUCAGCCCGGCGUGGCUGGUGUUUCCGCGGGUGCGGUUGUUGCCGAGGACGGCGCUGCUGUCACCGAUUUCAAGUUUGUUCAGUGUAUUGCGUUCAAGACUGCUGAGGAUGUUGAGACGUUCAAGAAGUCCUCGUGGGCUCAGGAGCGCAAAGCCAGAUACGAGAGCAAGGCCGGAAGUGAGAUUGUCGCCGGCGAAUUCGAAGUUGCCGACUUCCCCGUCGACGCCACGCCAAAGGCAUUCGUUCAGUUCACCACCAUUGUGUUUGGUGAGAGCGGUGACCGUCCUGAAGUCUCCAAGGCUUGGGUGGAUCUCACUACCGCUCUUGGCAAGGAUACUUGGGGCGGUAAGAGCAUCGGAGACGGACCGACUGUCGGAUUGGGAAUGAUCGGAUGGGACAGUGUUGAGGAAGCUGGAGUCGCUUUCAAGGAGCCCCAGGCGGCUAGUGCCUUUGCGGCGUACAAGGCCUUGGGACAGACACGAAACCUCAUUGUUCAGAUGCAGCUGUGA
Ilyonectria robusta is the source of this 603-nucleotide messenger RNA. RefSeq lists its product as uncharacterized. The record is from RefSeq and is a predicted model, not a curated record. Lineage: Eukaryota; Fungi; Ascomycota; Sordariomycetes; Hypocreales; Nectriaceae. The transcript has 3 exons. The coding region runs from base 1 to 603 and encodes 200 amino acids.